Molecule: messenger RNA, 2255 nt
Organism: Frankliniella occidentalis (western flower thrips)
Lineage: Eukaryota; Metazoa; Arthropoda; Insecta; Thysanoptera; Thripidae
Exons: 9
Coding region: 132-1805 (557 amino acids)
Biological process (GO): endoplasmic reticulum tubular network organization
Cellular component (GO): endoplasmic reticulum tubular network; endoplasmic reticulum membrane; cytoplasmic microtubule
Molecular function (GO): microtubule binding
Source: RefSeq, a predicted model, not a curated record
CUGCCAUCACAACCGUCCGCAGCGUCAUGGCCGCCGUCUGAUAUUGUUUGGGUUCAGUUCACUGCAGGAGGAAGGCGACAGAACAUCGUCGGGCUGAGGGAAAGCAACGAAUGUGAUCUACUCGAGGAACCAUGAUCUCCUCCAUAGUUUCGAGGCUUGUGAUAUUGCUGUUCGGCACGCUCUACCCGGCCUACGCCUCCUACAAGGCGGUCCGCACCAAGGACGUCAAGGAGUAUGUGAAAUGGAUGAUGUACUGGAUAGUGUUCGCACUCUUCACGUGCGCCGAGACAUUUACCGAUGUUCUUCUCAGCUUUUGGUUUCCAUUUUAUUAUGAAAUAAAAAUAAUUGUAGUUCUAUGGCUUCUUGCUCCCGCCACUAAGGGGUCUAGUAUAAUAUAUCGCAAGUUUGUGCAUCCUACCUUCACAAAGAAAGAGAAGGAAAUUGAUGAGGCAAUAAAAAAUGCCAAGGUCCAGGGUUACAGCACAAUAUUAAAGCUUGGAGCUCGGGGAGUUGACUAUGCUAAAUACAUUUUGAUGCAAACAGCAAUUAAGGGUGGCGGAGGGCUUAUGAACCAAUUGCGAAAGAGCUACAGUUUGUCUGAUUUAUCAGACUCCCAAGAUGAGUUGAAGUACAGGGCUAUAGGCUUGGGAAGCCUCCAGGAGGAACAAGAUGUUGCGGACCAUAGUGGAGUCCAUGUUUAUCCAGAUCUACAAUACAUGAGGAGAUCCUAUGUACAUCCUGGUCAGCGGUCUGGUUCAGUAUCUAGUCCAAUGGAAAUAUACUUCUCUGAGGUGGACUUAGAUUUAAAGCAGAGAGGGAAGGGAGAUAGACCAAAUGCUGUAUGCCUGCCUCAAUCAAUGGAAGAUGUGAGUUCUGGGUAUUCCAGCGCCGACCAUUUGUUUAGUUCAUCUCAAGGGAAUUCUCCAACCAGUGACCAUACCUUAGAGGAUAUAUUCUUACGAUCCGCACAUAUUAAAUCAAGGAGGCCAAUCUACAGUGGUAAUUCUUCCUCUAACAGGAGCUCUGAGGGAGUGGCAUCAUUGGUGGACGAGUUAGAUAUUUCAAAGGAUGGAGUACCCUCUCAAUCUCCUUUCCUAUCCCAUUCCAUGUUAUCUGAAAUUAAAUCCUUGCUGUCAUCAAGAAAAGGAGACAUAAACAAAAUACUUUCCUCCCAAACUCCAAGUGGAAGUCCUCUAUAUACAAAAGUUUCUGAUAGUAUUGUGACAAAAACAAACCAAAUGAGAUUUCUGAAAGACAAUGACGAGAUGAUCAAGAAAAAUAUUUCAAAAGGAAAUGAAGGUCCUAAUGAUUCCAUCUCAAUGUGCCAACCUUCACUUAACGUUGAAAAAGCAGAUGGUUCAGAGUCAAUUUUUUUAUCUGACACACUGUGUGAUGAUAGCCAAGAUUUUAAGGAUAAAGCAGCCCGUGCAGGACGCUAUAAAAAGUUACGAGCCCCAGUGCCUCCUAGCAAAUCCACAAGUGAUAUAGAAAGUAUGUCAAAUCCUGAGCAUGGUACAGUUGUGAAGGCUCGCAUGUCUCUUGUGUCUUCUCGAAGACUGAGUGGUAGUGUUAAUAUUUUAGUUGAGAGUAAUGCCAGAACAGCAAGCAAAAAUACUAAACCUACUAGUGUUCUUCUCUUGAGGAGAGAAUCAAGCAAUCCCUGUAAAACCCAUUCUCUGAUGAAAAAGAGGAGUCCACUUCAUAAUCCCUACUUAUCUAUGCCAAAUCUGUUUAACCUUUCCUCUACUGUCAAACCUACCCAACCGAUUGCUAAUUCAAAAUAUAUGAAAAUAACGAAAUCAUAAUGUUUAACUCCCUAUGCCUUUGUACUCCUUCCAAUCAUACUAAAGUUUCAUCAGCUUUUGCUUAUAAGAUAUGGUUGAAGCAUGUGGUGUGAAAGCUUCAAAUACACACCGACUUGAAAGGACCAACCAGGUGCUAACGCUUUCUGCAUAUAACAUAGGAAUAUUCUCGCAAGGUUUUAUGUUUUGUGUGUUUGUGUGUAUGUUGAGUUUGAGUCUUGAUACCAAUUAACUGUUAUUGUUGCACACCACAUGAAAUCAGAUGAUGAACUGUACUUCAGUGAAAAGUUAAUAGGUUUUGGUUUUUCCUGUAUCAAAAACACUGUUUCAUUUUACUCUCUCAAUUUUUACUAAAUGUACAGAUGCCGGGGUAUGUCACUCUCCCUCGCCUUCGGAGGACUUCGAGAAAACGAAUCAUACCGUGAAGCCAGCAAGUAAUACGUUAGAUUGAAA